GUUUGAGAACGGAGGAGAUCAACAAGUAGUGGGGGUCGACUUGAGAAAAAAAUGAUGAAUAUUAAGGUUUCAAAAUUGGAGAGAUGGUAGGCAUCAAUGAUAAUCUGGUGCGAAGAGAGAAAGAGCUCUACCGAGUCUCACACGCGUGGGAGAAAAUCUCAAACGCGGAGAAAAAAAUUCUUUGUUUUUAAUGGCCCGUGAAAAGAUCAGCAUCAGAAGGAGAGGCAUGAAGCGGCGACUAGUUUUUUUCUCUUUUUGAAGGUGACUUAAUAGAUAUUCAUAGGCGGUUGCUCUCUCUCUCUCUCUCUCACACACACACACACACACCACACCCAGAGAAUCCUAAGAAAGAGUUUGUGCCCGCCUUUCUCUUUAAUCUACCGGACCACCACCGAUUCUCUGACUUCUUGGUUGGAGAAAACGCCAUGAACGGCCAGCGAACUCGAACGGACGACCCGUUCCUCCUGAGCUACAACGCCACCGAUCUGCGAAUCGCGUCGGAAUUUCUCUCCAAUUGGCUUCCUUUCCUCUCCAGAGUUCUCUGUGGCCGCUGCACUCGAACCCUCGCAGAUCGCAUUCGAUCCCUUGAUCCAGAAGUUGCCGAGGAUGUGGAAAUCUUGAACAAAGAAGAGAAAAUUGGGAUUUUGAGUUCAAAUGAUGUGGAUUUGAAUGAGAUUCGUAACAAUCAGGACAAUUGGGACUCGAAUUCCCUGGGGAGUUGGAAGGAUGGGGCAGACAUGAAUGAUACGGCAGAUACAAGUUCGCUGGGAAGUUGGAAAGAUGGGGUGAAUGGGUGGUUGGACCCUGUUGGUGAGUCCACCUCGACCAGCAGAAUGACAGGCUCCCCAUCACAUGUUGAAAGCCCGAGAGCAAAAAUGUCAUGGGCUGAUAUGGCGCAGGAAGAUGAGCUUGAGGCAGAGGAAGAGAAUGAAUCAAAUGGGCAUGCGCUUUCAGGAGAGGUGAUAAUGGCAGCUAAGGACAGGCUGAAGCCGGAAUUGUCAAGAGAUGAAAGAGAGUAUAUCCGGUUUAAUAAAGUACAGAGGAAGAAGGAUUUUAUCUCUUUGGAGAGAGUUGAAAGAAAAAUUGUUAACAUUCUUGAUGGACUGGAACUCCACACGGGGGUUUUCAGUGCUGUGGAGCAGAAGAGGAUAGUUGACUUUGUGUAUUCCCUUGAGGAGAAGGGAAAGAAUGGGGAAUUGAAAGCGCGCACAUAUACUGCACCAGAAAAGUGGAUGAGGGGCAAGGGGCGUGUGACCAUCCAAUUUGGUUGCUGUUACAACUACGCUACAGAUAAAAAUGGUAAUCGACCAGGCAUCAUACGGAAUGAAAUUGUGGAUCCUUUACCACAUCUUUUUAAAGUGAUGAUCAGGAGGCUCAUAAGAUGGCAUGUUCUUCCUCCAUCCUGUGUACCUGACAGCUGUAUUGUCAACAUUUAUGAUGUAGGCGACUGCAUACCUCCUCACAUUGACAACCAUCAGUUUGUUCGACCUUUUUGUACUGUUUCAUUUCUGAGUCAGUGUAAUAUUGUCUUUGGAACAAACGUGGAAGUUGUGGGUCCUGGCGAGUUUGCUGGUUCUAGCGAAAUCCCCCUGCCCUUGGGAUCUGUCCUUGUUUUAAAUGGAAAUGGGGCUGAUGUGGCUAAGCAUUGUGUGUCUGCAGUACCCACUAAAAGGAUAUCAAUUACUUUCCGGAAAAUGGAUGAAUCAAAAUGGCCUAUUGGAUUUGUUCCGGAGCCUGAUUUGCAGGGACUUCAACCCUUGUCCUAUGAAGACAGCAGACCAAAAAGUUCGAACAGAUUGAACCCUUCAAAAUCAAAACUUCUUGUGGACAGACAGGAAGGAAGAAGAGUGCCUGAAGGAAGAAGAGAGAAUAGGAGAGACCAAGCGAGGGGUUCAUCCAGAGAGAUGGGCAAUAUGCAGUCAGAGCUUCAUUACUCGACUCGGUAUCAACGAGGGCCCGGUAAUAGGCGGAGGUUCUGGGUGAACUUGGACAGGUGAUGGGUGCAUUGGUGCUGGUAUUCAAGCACAUGCCAGCUGGUCUGUGUCAUAUUAUAGUGUUUUAUUGUUCUUAUGGUGUGGCCUUAUACUUGAGGGUUUGUCAUCAGUUUUCAUUGUCAAUUUUUCCAUCGUAUAUAUAUUCUUGCUAGUGUAUGAUUCAUGUUAUAGAGUAUUGAUUGCUGCUGGGUGAUUCUAAUGCCAGAAAUUUUUGGCUAGUUUUCGAAUUGAAUGUAAAAUUACACGGGUGACUUGAAGCCCAGAAAAGGGUGUCUUAUCUCCAUUUCUUUGAAUGAAAAAUAUUUUUCCGAAAA
Cornus florida is the source of this 2308-nucleotide messenger RNA. RefSeq names its product RNA demethylase ALKBH9B-like. The record is from RefSeq and is a predicted model, not a curated record. The coding region runs from base 426 to 1997 and encodes 523 amino acids. Gene Ontology annotation, biological process: mRNA catabolic process. The transcript has 6 exons. Lineage: Eukaryota; Viridiplantae; Streptophyta; Magnoliopsida; Cornales; Cornaceae. Gene Ontology annotation, molecular function: mRNA binding; demethylase activity.